This is a messenger RNA of Mytilus trossulus (common blue mussel), 1389 nucleotides long. RefSeq lists its product as uncharacterized. NCBI's taxonomy places the organism in Eukaryota, Metazoa, Mollusca, Bivalvia, Mytilida, Mytilidae. Bases 1 to 1245 code for a protein of 414 amino acids. The transcript is spliced from 3 exons. The record is from RefSeq and is a predicted model, not a curated record.
AUGAAGAUUCAGGAAUACAUUGUUUUGCUAAGCGAGAGCAAGAAAUAUGUACACUCCAAAUAUGUUAGUUCAUGCGUUAACUCAGAACAACAAUAUGUUCAACUAACCGUAUUUAAAGAAGUUUGGAAUGCAUGUGUCCCUCAUAUUCAAUUUAUGAAACCAAAGACGGAUCUGUGUAAAACGUGUUUUCAGUUGAGGGAGGAUAUUUCCGGAUCUAUUUCAGAAGACGCGAAAUUAGUGACAACUCAAAAAUUGAUUGACCAUAUACAGUCUGCGCGGACGGAGCGUGAAUAUUAUAAAUUAUGUACACAAAGAUCACGUGAUGAAUUAAAGUUAGCUGAGUCUCCAAUAGGACGGUAUAACACUCCAUGUUCAAAAAAUUUUGAAAAUGUUCAUUACACUUUUGACUUUUCACAAUAUGUAAAUUUGCCACAUUCGUCUCAACAAGUUGGAGCUCUUUACUUUUUAACACCUCGAAAGGUUCAAAUAUUUGGAGUUUGCGAUGAAAACUUUCCAAUGCAAACUAAUUAUUUGAUUGAUGAGCAACAAACAAUCGGAGAAAAUGGAAGUCGGACACAUGGACCCAAUGCUGUUUUAAGUAUGCUCCACCAUUAUCUGCAUGGUAAUACUUACGGUGAAAAAGCGUGUCAUUUUCAUGCUGAUAAUUCCGUGGGACAAAACAAAAAUAAAACUACUUUACAUUAUCUGUUGUGGAGGUGCGCAAAGGGUUUACACAAAACUAUUAAUUUGCAUUUUAUGAUUGCUGGGCACACAAAAUGUUUAUGUGACGCAUGUUUUGGCAUGUUGAAAAAAAAAUUUAGAAAGUCGGACGUAAACACUGUUUCGCAACUGGUUAAAAUCGUUGACAAUUCUGCCAAAUGCAAUAGGUCAGAAGUUUUCAAUGAAAAUGACGAUGACGAAAACAGCUUAAAGUGGUACAGAUGGGAUAGUUUCUUCACUAAAUAUUUUAAACCACUCAGAGGUAUAGGAAAAUUCCAUCACUUCAGAUUUACCAGUGACGAAGUAGGAGUCGUAUUUGCGAGAGAAACUCUUGAUGAACCGGAGAAAAGACUGGUCCUCCUAAAGGAAAGCGCAAACCUACCGGAGUUGCUCACGACACUUCCAGAAGUUAUUCAGCCAGCAGGGCUGACAGAGGAGAGAAGGCGUUAUCUGUACAAUGAAGUCCGUCCUUUUGUUCAGUUUAAUUUCCGUGACGAAUUUUGUCCUCGUGCUUCAGAGGAGUAACACUUUACAUAUACUGGUUAAAGUUAGAUUGAAAACUUGAGAAUCAUGUAUUGCUUCAUUGUAACAAUCUUAUAAAUUUUAUUAAAUAUUGUAUACCAAUGUAUGAUUUCAUGUCUCUCUUUAUUGCGAGAAAAGGACCGAUAC